ACCCUGCGACACAGAAGAAGAAUAUCCGGAAGUGACUCUAAACCAAGCGUGUGCGGUGGACGGCGAGUGCAGGUGUGUUUAUCCAGAAAGUUCUACCAAACAGCUGCGACGACGAGACGACAGCGCUCUGAAACGACUGUCCCAACGAGAUAAACUUUUCAGACGACGCGCCAUGUCUGCUAUAUCCGAGGAAAAAGUGCGAGGGGGGAAUAUGUUCAAGGAUAUCAGCGCCGACGAUGAGGAGUCGCACCCCACCGAAAUCGAGAGCCUGUGUAUGAACUGCUACCAGAACGGCACCACACGGCUGCUCCUCACCAAGAUACCAUUUUUUAAAGAAAUCAUCAUCAGCUCCUUCAGCUGUCCCCACUGCAGCUGGUCCAACACGGAGAUCCAGUCGGCCGGGCGGAUACAGGACCUCGGCGUUUGCUACACACUCAAAGUCGAGUCGAAGCAGGACCUGAACCGGGAGGUGGUGAAGGCAGACAGCGCCACAACCAGAAUCCCGGAGCUGGAUUUUGAAAUCCCCGCAUUCACACAGAAAGGCUGUCUGUCCACCAUUGAGGGGCUGCUGGACCGGGCGGUCGCGGGGCUGGAGCAGGACCAGCCUGUGAGGAGGGCCACGGCGCCUGAGGUGGCCGACCAGAUCGACACUUUCAUUGAAAAGCUGAAAAAGUUAAAGGGACUCGAGGAGGAAUUCACCCUGGUAAUCGAUGACCCGUCCGGCAACAGUUUUGUGGAAAAUCCAGUCGCCCCUCAGAAAGAUGAGAGCCUCACGGUUCACAGGUACAAGCGCACCGUCCAGCAGGACACCCAGCUGGGCUUAAGGACUGAGGAUGACUUGGAGGAAGAGGAGCAGCCCGCAUCGGACCUGGACACGAUGAGAAAUGAAGUUCUGAUGUUCAGUAUCAACUGCCCAGAAUGCAACGCGCCGUCGUCGACCAACAUGAAGCUGGUCCAGAUCCCUCACUUCAAGGAGGUGAUCAUCAUGGCCUCCAACUGCGACGAGUGUGGACAUCGGACCAACGAGGUGAAGUCCGGUGGAGCCACGGAGGAGCUGGGGACCAAGAUCACCCUCCACAUCACAGACGCCUCAGACAUGACCAGAGACCUGCUCAAGUCGGAGACGUGCUCCAUCAGCAUCCCCGAGCUGGAGUUUGAGCUGGGCAUGGCGGCGCUGGGAGGGAAGUUCACCACCCUGGAAGGACUGCUGAACGACAUCAAGGAGCUGAUUGUCUCCAAAAACCCCUUCCUCUGCGGCGACAGCAGCUCCGCAGACCGGGUGGAGAAGCUGAAGCUUUUCGGGGAGAAGAUUGACAAGAUCACAUCCGGCGAGAUGGACGUCCACAUUGUCCUCGAUGACCCGGCAGGGAACAGCUACCUGCAGAAUGUGUAUGCCCCAGACCCGGACCCUGAGAUGACCGUGGAGAAGUACACCCGCACAUUUGAGCAGAACGAAGAGCUCGGUCUGAAUGACAUGAAGACCGAGGGAUAUCACGAGUGAACCUGAGCACUGACACCAAUCAGGACUGACUUUGAUCUGGGGCCAUGCUGUUUAAGUUUAUUUAAAUUGGUAAUGCCUUGGCAUAAACCUGGAGUAAUUAUAUCUUUGCAUUGGUUCUGUCAUUUUCAAACUUUUGCAUUUUGAUUUGAGCACUUAACUUGUUAAAAGGGUAUUUUCAUCAUCCGUCUGAUAUACUAUACUGUAAUAGAAUGAUUUAAAUUCUAAAUUGUCAUUACAUGUUUGUCUACAUGUAUUGAAUAUAAACUAAGAAUAAAAUAAAGGUGACGAGUAACUCGG
Molecule: messenger RNA, 1798 nt
Organism: Myripristis murdjan (pinecone soldierfish)
Lineage: Eukaryota; Metazoa; Chordata; Actinopteri; Holocentriformes; Holocentridae
Gene: zpr1
Product: ZPR1 zinc finger
Exons: 1
Coding region: 173-1501 (442 amino acids)
Cellular component (GO): nucleus
Molecular function (GO): zinc ion binding
Source: RefSeq, a predicted model, not a curated record